Molecule: messenger RNA, 3522 nt
Organism: Neoarthrinium moseri
Lineage: Eukaryota; Fungi; Ascomycota; Sordariomycetes; Amphisphaeriales; Apiosporaceae
Exons: 6
Coding region: 1-3522 (1173 amino acids)
Biological process (GO): regulation of protein stability; protein deubiquitination
Cellular component (GO): nucleus; cytosol
Molecular function (GO): cysteine-type deubiquitinase activity; cysteine-type endopeptidase activity; protein binding
Source: RefSeq, a predicted model, not a curated record
AUGUAUCUGCUCAAGAGUUACGAUUCCGAGAUCCAUUCUCCCAACGAGAUGGUCAUCGACAGCCACGAUGACCUCGUCCCGGCUGAGAACGAGAAGGAGCAGGUCGUCGACAUCAACCCCGAUGGCUUGGACAACGAUGUAGAGCCCCGAGAGGGUGCCAUCCUCGCGACCGACCAUGAGGCUAUAAAAGAGAUUGUGCUCCCGCCUCUGUUGGAAGAGCCCAGAAUACUAGAGGAUGCCGUUAACACAUGGGUCGUGGAGAACUGGAGAGGCAUACAGUCCAAGAAAGAGCAUGGGCCGAUAUUCCAGGCCGGCGGAUUCCCAUGGCGCAUCCUCCUUUUUCCUUUCGGCAACAAUGUCGAUCAAUGUUCGAUAUACCUCGAGCAUGGCUUCGAGGACCCCAGCACAAUCCCCGACGACUGGAGCUGUUGUGUGCAAUUUGGCUUGGUCAUGUCUAACAUCAAUGACCCGUCUCUGUUCGUUCAUCAUACAGCGCACCACCGCUUCACCAAGGAGGAAAGCGACUGGGGCUUCACGAGAUUCCUUGAGCUACGCCGAAUGUUCCAGUCCGAAUGGGACAACUCCGGCCGCAUAUUGGCCGAGAACGACACCGUGGCCCUCACGGCGUACGUCCGGAUCGUCGAGGACGAGACGGGCGUCCUUUGGCACAACUUUAACAACUACGAUUCAAAGAAGGAAACUGGUUAUGUCGGCCUCAAGAACCAAGGCGCGACCUGCUACCUCAACUCCCUCCUGCAGUCUCUGUACUUCACUAACGCUUUCCGGAAAGCCGUAUAUCAGAUCCCUACGGCCGAAGAUGAAAGUACCACCAACAGCGCUUAUACAUUACAGAGGCUGUUCUACCAGUUGCAGACGUCGAACAAUGCUGUAGGGACUAACGAGCUGACCAAAUCUUUCGGUUGGGACACCCGCCACAUUUUCGAGCAACAGGAUGUUCAGGAGCUCUCACGGAAGUUGAUAGAGCGCAUGGAGGAGCGCAUGAAAGGCACUGCUGCCGAGGAUUUCCUUCCCCGCAUGCUCAGCGGAAAGGUCAAGACAUAUGUUUCAUGCAUCGACGUUGACUAUGAAUCCAGUCGCGUUGAGGAUUUCUGGGACAUUCAGCUGAACGUCCGGGGCAACCCUACCCUCGAGGACAGCUUCAAGGACUAUAUUCAACAAGAAACUCUCGAUGGCGAGAACAAGUACUGGGCGGGCGAUGACUUCAAGUACCAGGACGCCCACAAGGGUGUCAUAUUUCAGAGCUUUCCCGAGGUGCUCCAUCUGCAUCUCAAGAGAUUUGAAUAUGACAUCCAGCGCGACGCCAUGAUGAAGGUCAAUGACCGCUUCGAAUUUCCAGAUGUCUUUGACGCAGCACCAUAUCUCGAGAAAGGUGCGGAUAUGUCCGAGUCUUGGCGGUACAAGCUUCACGGUGUACUGGUGCACAGCGGAGAUCUUAAUGCGGGCCACUACUAUGCAUUCCUGAAGCCGGAAAAGGACGGCUGGUUCUACAAGUUCGAUGACGACAAAGUUACGAGGGCUACGAUCCGUGAGACGCUAGAGGAGAACUACGGCGGUGAAUAUCGUACAUCGCAGGGUCCGUACCGCACGGCGACGUCCAAAAAGACCAUCAUGAGACAGAUGAACGCAUACAUGUUGGUCUAUAUUCGAGAGUCUCGCCUAGACCACGUCUUGACCCCCGUCGGACAAGAAGACACCCCCGCCCACCUACAGAAGAGACUAGAAGAGGAGGCAGCAGCGCGUGAGGCUAAGAAGAGAGAGCGUGAGGAACAGCACCUCUACUGUCCCGUCAAGGUCGUGACUCCGAAUACUUUUGAGCACCACGGCGCCACUGACCUCACGAACUUUGAUGGCGAUCCGAAAGAGGACCCUGCCGCCCCAAGGUUCUACAAGAUGAAGAAGAAGGCUUCGAUGGAGGAGCUCUUGGCGACGAUUGCCCAAGACAUUGGCCAAGAUCCCCGGCGACUGCGCUUGUGGAUCAUGGUCAACCGGCAAAACAAGACUACAAGACCCGACCAACCAAUCAUGGAUUUGAGACCUACCGUCGAGGAGACCUUUGCGCGAUCUGCCAGCACCAGUCGCGACUAUUCGCUUCGUCUCUGGGUCGAGGUCGCCGAGGAAGUUAAUGACCAAGGGGAGGCCGUUUGGCCAACCUACCAAGGUAAUGCGAACGGCGUCGUUGUCAAAACAGAUCUCAUCCUUCUGUUCCUCAAGUUUUUCGACCAGGAGAAGCAGGCUCUACAGGGUCUCGGCCAUGUCUAUAUCAGUAAGGAGAAGAAGGUCGAAGAUCUGGUUCCUCUGAUCUGCAAGAAGAUGGGCUGGGGGGAUAAACUCCCCUCGGGCGAACAACUUGCCAUGUGGGAGGAGAUCAAGCCACAGAUGAUCGAGCAGCUCAAGGCAAAGCAGACAUUAAAAGCGGCAGAACUACAGGACGGUGACAUUGUUUGUUUCCAGCGAGUGCCAGAGCGAAAAUCAGGCGAGGCUCUUACCAAGGCUCCCAAAGCUACUGAUCAGCCUGCGAAUGGCGCCGCCAAGAGAUGGGAUCAUUUUGACGAUGCGCGAGAGUAUUACAACUUCCUCCUAUACAAGCGGGAAGUGCGCUUCUGGCCACAUCCUACUCGGUGCGACAAGGAGUACGAAAGCUUCAUCUUGACGAUGCCUGCUACUAUCGGGUACGAUCAACUUGCAGAACGCGUGGGCGAGCGAUUGAACAUCGACCCGACACAUCUUCGGUUCUUCACCGUUAAUGCGUCCACUGGCAACCCCAAGACGCCCGUCCGACGAGCAGCUCAGAUGAACCUCCAGCAGAUUCUCAAUCCUUCCAAUAACUACCCGACCAAUGCUCAAACGAAACAAGAUGCACUCUACUUUGAGGUCUUGGAGAUGAGUCUGGCAGAGCUGGACAACAAGAAGAAUGUCAAGGUUACCUGGUUGUCUGAGGGAAUCACGAAGGAGGAAACUUAUGACGUCCUCGUUAACAAAGCAGGGCACAUCGAGGAUCUUAUUCAGGCACUUAUCAAGAAAGCACAGCUCAAGGAUGAGAUGGAAGAAGGACGUAUACGAGUCUACGAGACUCAUCACCACAAGUUUUUCCGAGAACUCACACUCAACUACCCCGUCCUGAGCAUUAACGACUAUGUCGACGUUGUUGCGGAGCGCAUCCCAGAGGAAGAGAUAGGCGCCGACGAGCGUGACUUUAUCAAGGUCCAACACUUCCAGCAAGACCCCAGCAGAACACAUGGCGUGCCCUUCAAGUUUUUACUGAAAGAGGGCGAACCAUUCUCGGAGACUAAGAAGCGCCUGGAGAAACGAACAGGCAUCAAGGGCAAAGCCUUUGAGAAGAUCAAGUUUGCAUUAGUCAAGCGAUAUGGGAAGCUGACGUACUUGGAAGAUGAUCAAAUUCUCUUUGAGGAGGGCGGUUUUGAUGAUGACAUGUCUCUUGGGUUGGAUCACGUUGACAGAACGAGGAGUACCCGAAACGGCCAAGAAAUGUUCCUCAAGUAA